GGAUCCCGCAGAGGCGCACAUCCGCCGUCUUCCGGUUGGACCUCGUCGCCCCCACCUCCGCGAGCCUGGCCCCGGCUCGGGCCCCCGUCAAUCCCGAAUUGCGUUCCCGAGCAGCGGCGGCUGAGUGCUUUCACGUCCCCCAAGGACCCGCGAACCCCGCCUCCGGGAUGAACAUCCGCAACGCGAGGCCCGAGGACCUCAUGAACAUGCAGCAUUGCAACCUCCUCUGCCUACCCGAGAACUACCAGAUGAAGUACUAUUUCUACCAUGGACUCUCCUGGCCCCAGCUCUCUUACAUUGCUGAGGAUGAGAAUGGGAAGAUUGUGGGGUACGUCCUGGCAAAAAUGGAAGAAGACCCAGAUGACGUGCCACAUGGACACAUCACCUCACUGGCUGUAAAGCGUUCCCAUCGGCGCCUUGGCCUGGCUCAGAAGCUGAUGGACCAGGCCUCUCGAGCCAUGAUAGAGAACUUCAAUGCCAAAUAUGUCUCCCUGCAUGUCAGGAAGAGUAACCGGGCUGCCCUGCAUCUCUAUUCCAACACCCUCAACUUUCAGAUCAGUGAAGUGGAGCCCAAAUACUAUGCAGAUGGAGAAGAUGCCUACGCGAUGAAGCGGGACCUCACACAGAUGGCUGAUGAGCUGAGGCGGCACCUGGAACUGAAAGAAAAGGGCAGGCACAUGGUGCUGGCGGUCAUGGAGAACAAGGCAGAGAUCAAAGGCAACGCGCUUCCAAGCUCAGGAGAGGCCUGUCCUGAGGAGAAGGGCCUGGCUGCUGAGGAUAGUGGUGGGGACAGCAAGGACCUCAGCGAGGUCAGCGAGACCACAGAGAGCACAGAUGUCAAGGACAGCUCAGAGGCCUCUGACUCUGCCUCCUAGAGCCUGCCCCACACAGCCUCUCCCCAGAGCUUUUACAAUAAACCUCACCCUGUGGCCUUGGGGGAUUUGUGAA
Messenger RNA from Nannospalax galili (Upper Galilee mountains blind mole rat), 948 nucleotides. It is a transcript of the gene Naa10, whose product is annotated as N(alpha)-acetyltransferase 10, NatA catalytic subunit. Gene Ontology annotation, cellular component: NatA complex. Gene Ontology annotation, biological process: N-terminal peptidyl-glutamic acid acetylation. The transcript has 8 exons. Gene Ontology annotation, molecular function: protein-N-terminal-glutamate acetyltransferase activity; protein N-terminal-serine acetyltransferase activity. The record is from RefSeq and is a predicted model, not a curated record. Bases 168 to 875 code for a protein of 235 amino acids. NCBI's taxonomy places the organism in Eukaryota, Metazoa, Chordata, Mammalia, Rodentia, Spalacidae.